AAUUCCCCGUUCACUGCGCGUCCCGCCCCGCGCUCCUCCCGGUUCCAGUCCCGCUAUUCCCGCUGAUGAGAGCGGAGACUCCAGCCUGCCUUGACCGCUGUCAGACGCUCCGCUGGCGGCUAGAGAGGAGCGCAAAUCCCGAGGAGAGGAACGCCGCGGCACCUACGUGUAACUGGCCAUGACGACGGACGCAGGCUCAGAAUCGGACGUCCAGAAGACAGAAGCACAACCGUCCCCCCCGCAGCACUUCCCAGCAUCAGGACUCGGCAGCCCGGACACACGGCACCAGUAUUGCACAGAGGGCCAAUCAGAAGGCAGUUCAUCAGAACUCCAGCAGCAGCACGAGGAUCACUACAUUUCCCAGAAGUCUCUGAGCAGCAGAGUGUCCUGGUCAGCGUUGGGCAGGAGCCACAGACUGAAGGUCAUGGAUUGUAAGGUCACGCUGCUGGACGGCACGGACUACACCUGCACGGUGGAGCAGAAACGAGCGAAAGGUCAGGCGCUGUUUGAGAAGGUUUGUGACCACCUGAAUCUUCUGGAGAAGGACUAUUUCGGCAUUACGUACCGGGACGCUGAAGGCCAGAAGAACUGGCUGGACUCUUCCAAGGAGAUUAAGAAGCAGAUCAGUACUGGUCCCUGGAACUUUGCCUUCAGCGUGAAGUUUUAUCCUCCGGAUCCGGCGCAGCUGUCUGAGGACAUCACCAGGUAUUACCUGUGUCUGCAGCUCAGAGACGACGUGUUGUCCGGCCGUUUGCCGUGUUCUUUCGCCACUCAGGCCGUGUUGGGCUCGUACACGCUUCAGUCCGAGCUGGGCGACAGCGACGGCGACACGCAGGGAUUCAUCAGCGACGUGCGUCUGGCUCCAAACCAGACCAAAGAGCUGGAGGAGAAAGUGCUGGAGCUGCACCGCAGUUACAAAGGAAUGACUCCUGCUGAAGCUGACAUGCUGUUCUUGGAAAACGCAAAGAAACUCUCCAUGUACGGAGUCGACCUGCACCGUGCCCAGGAUUCGGAGGGUGUGGAGAUUAUGCUGGGAGUUUGUUCCAGCGGCCUCCUCGUCUACAGAGAUAAACUCCGCAUCAAUCGCUUCGCCUGGCCCAAAAUACUCAAGAUCUCCUACAAGAGGAACAACUUCUACAUCAAGGUCCGGCCGGGAGAGCUGGAGCAGUUCGAGAGCACAAUCGGGUUUAAACUCCCAAAUCACAAAGCGGCGAAGAGGCUGUGGAAAGUUUGUGUGGAACAUCACACCUUCUUCAGGCUGGUGUCUCCUGAGGCUCCGCCCAAACGCUUCCUGUCAUUGGGCUCAAAGUUCCGCUACAGCGGCCGAACACAAGCACAGACGCGCAGAGCGAGCGCUCAGAUCGCACGGGCCGCACCUCAGUUCCAGCGCACGGCCAGCAGACGACACACCGUCACAGCCAGCAUGGACAGCACACCAGCGUCGGUCAACCAUGAUGACGUGAAGAACUCCAAACCUGCUGUUGCUACGGACGACCUCAUCGACACGGCAACACCGGAGAAGAAGGCCGAGGAGAUGAACUCUGUGGAGGAGGAGAAUAAGACCAACAGUGAUGAAUCAGAGCAAGCCCCGCCCACCUCCGUCACCAAGUCCUGUCCGUAUUCAUCCGAUCCGUUAGGAUCUGAGCUCUCCCUCCCUUCCUCUCCUGUCUCAUCCACUAAAGUCCGCAGAAGACGCAGGGAAAGCAGCCGUAAGCGCGCCGCGUCCGUCAGUCCCGCCAAAACCACAGCGGGCUGCCGGCGGCGUCAGGCACAAGCCGACCGUAAAGCCGCGCUGCUGGAAGAACAGGCGCUCCUCCUGUCCGCCCGCAAACAGAGGCUGGACCAGAAGCGGAGCGGCGGCACGCUGUUCUCCUUCUCCCUCCACCUGCCCGACCUGUCCUCGCUCCUGGACGACGACGGUUACCUGACCUUCCCCGACCUCACCGAGCUGCGCUUCCUGCCCGAGAGUCUGCAUCACUUCAUGCCCAUCAAGUCUCCCUCGCUCAUCCCCUGCUUCCUCUUCAUUUUCUUCUUCCUGCUUUCCACGUCUUUCUCUGUGCCGUACGCCCUCACGCUCUCCUUCCCGCUGGCGCUGUGCCUGUGCUACCUGGAGCCCAAGGCGGCGUCUCUCGGCACGACGCUCGCGCAGGGCUUCCAGGACAGUUCGGAUGACGAGACCGACAGCGAGCAAACCGACUUCGCUUGUGAUGACGACUCGACGGCGACUGAGUCUGACUUUGAGGACAACACUGAUGUGAGGACACAGAUGUCCGAGGAGGAUAAAGCCGAACCUGAAGAUGUUGCAGUAAAGCCGGAUCACGGUGUUGAGCAGUCAGAGGAACCGGUUAAAGACGUUCCUGUGGUUCAGACCGAGACCAAGACCAUCACGUACGAGUCUUCAGAGGUUGAUGCCAAUGGCGACUCGGAUCCAGGCGUCCUGAUGAGCGCUCAGACGAUCACAUCAGAGAGCAACAGCACCACCACCACCACACACAUCACCAAGACGGUGAAGGACGGCAUCUCAGAGACUCACAUCGAAAAGAUGAUCGUGAUCACAGGAGACACAGACAUCGACCACGACCAGGCUCUGGCUCAGGCUAUUAAAGAGGCCAAAGAGCAGCACCCAGACAUGUCCGUCACUAAAGUAGUGGUGCAUAAAGAGAGCGAGAUCUCACCUGCCGAAGGUGAUGCGUGAAUCACGCAGGAAUAAUGUCCAAACAUCAGCUGAGAGAACAAACACACGACCUCUGACCUCAGACGACACGCUCUUCAUCAUGAAACAUCAGCUCACAAAACAAACACGUGACACAGAGCGGGAAGAUGAUGAUGAUGAUGAUGAAGAUGAACUGAAAAAGGGGGGAAAAUCUUUGCCUUACAACAUCUGAUUCCUUAAAAAGAUUCAGUCUUUCAUUUAAGCCACUUCAGUUUAUUUAUAGUCCAGCGCCCCCGUGUGGAGACUGUAAGAAACACGUCCAGGUCAAGAUCAAAUUCUGCUGAAAUUUCACCUGGACAUUUUCUUCACAGGUUUUGUGAGAUUUUCACGCAAAAUCAUUUUAAUUCGUACGAAAGUAAAGCAGCUAAAAGCGAGAGCGUGCCAAUGUGUUUCUGAUCAGUCUCUGGUUUUUAAUCCUGUACAUAAAGAACUCAAACCAGCCCGGGUGAAUCGACACGUUUCUACUUGAAUCAUAAAUGUAUUUUUAUUGUUUCACGGUUGUUGUUUUUUCUCGCACUAAUAGAUUCCGCAUUAUAUAUGCAAAGCGAUGCCACUAUUUUAAGGGCUUUUGGUAAGUUUGUAAAGCAUAGGGCUUCAUUUGUCCGUCACAGAUGGAGCAGAACCGCAGCGGUACUGAAACUCGCACGGGAGGGUUUGCGGUAGGAAUCCCUCUGUCUUGACCUUUUGACCUUUUCUUAUAUUUGACCCUGAGAGGUCGUAGUGUUUGUAGGGUGUGUAUUGGGACAGGAUCCAACCAGCAGAAACAGAACGAUAAAUGCAAUUGAUGUGAUUCAUUUUGAGCUUUUAUUUUGGAAUAAAAUAUUGUUGAGAUCAGCA
Megalobrama amblycephala (Wuchang bream) is the source of this 3550-nucleotide messenger RNA. It is a transcript of the gene epb41l3b, whose product is annotated as erythrocyte membrane protein band 4.1-like 3b. Gene Ontology annotation, biological process: cortical actin cytoskeleton organization. The transcript has 21 exons. The record is from RefSeq and is a predicted model, not a curated record. NCBI's taxonomy places the organism in Eukaryota, Metazoa, Chordata, Actinopteri, Cypriniformes, Xenocyprididae. Gene Ontology annotation, molecular function: actin binding; structural molecule activity. Gene Ontology annotation, cellular component: cytoskeleton; plasma membrane. Bases 179 to 2695 code for a protein of 838 amino acids.